ACUCAAUUUCUUUUUCUUGUUCAAUUGGGUGGAAUGACUAUUCCUUGUUCAAUAUGUAAAAGUAGGGCAAGAUAAAGAAGGGUAUUUCAAAGUCUAGAAGAUAAGAAUAAGGUUGGAUAUUUUUUUAUAAAUUAGUGAAUGAGAUAGGAAUUAUUAAUACCUGCGGAGAAAGUAUUAAUGACUAUUCCUGUCACAUUCCAAAAUCUAAAAAGGAAAAUGAGCAACAUUUCCUAGCUUAUUCCUGGAGUGUCAGGCACUUCAUUUUAUCUUAUUUUAUUCAUUGACCAACAGAUGUUAGGAUUAGUCUACAUUGUAAGUGUUGCUCAAGGGAAGACGCUCUAUACUGAAGUGUUGCUCAAGGAAAGAUGGUGCUGUUGGAGCUGUGGUGUCAAUGCUGCACAGGUGGCAGCAAAUGGAAAGAAGGCUGCACAGGUGGCAGCAAAUGGAAAGAAAGCUGCACAAGUGGCAGCAAAAUGAAAAGAAGGGAGAGCUGCACCAAAGCACGGUAGCAGCAAAGUGCAGCAACCUAUACUGCAAAAUGUUGAUGAAAUGUUCUUGAAAUGAGGCUGAAAUGUAAUGCAAAUGAAAGCAAAUGGAAGGCUGCAAAGUAGCAGCAAGAACAGCCACAUGGAGCCACACAAAUGGAAGCAAGACUUUUAAUGUAAUCUUGCAUUAAAUGUUUUGUAGAUUU
Rubroshorea leprosula is the source of this 691-nucleotide messenger RNA. The record is from the annotation of a GenBank genome assembly. Lineage: Eukaryota; Viridiplantae; Streptophyta; Magnoliopsida; Malvales; Dipterocarpaceae.